Molecule: messenger RNA, 1805 nt
Organism: Stegodyphus dumicola
Lineage: Eukaryota; Metazoa; Arthropoda; Arachnida; Araneae; Eresidae
Product: xaa-Pro aminopeptidase ApepP-like
Molecular function (GO): metalloaminopeptidase activity
Source: RefSeq, a predicted model, not a curated record
UUGAAAUCAGCAAUGGCCAAGCCUGAACUUUUGUCCGAAAGAAUUUUUGAGUACCAAACAUCGAAAAAACUUCCAAGAUCCAUUUCUUCAUCAGUUAGAGAAUCGUGUUUGUCGUCUAAUGAUAUUGUUGGUAUCAGAACCAAUACUACUGACAGACUCCGUCGUCUUCGACUACGAAUGAAAGCUAGUAAUUAUGAUGCAUAUAUUGUGCCAACUGAUGAUGAACAUCAGAGUGAAUUUGUAGCAGAUCAUGACAAAAGGCGAGAAUUCAUAACUGGAUUUACCGGCACUGCAGGUACUGCUGUUAUUCUUCAAGAUAAAGCUGCAUUAUGGACUGAUGGACGUUAUUUUAUUCAAGCUGAAAAAGAAUUAGAUUGUAAUUGGCUUUUAAUGAAACGGCAUCAAAGAAAAUAUCCAUCUGUAUGUGAUUGGCUUAUUCAGAACCUACAUACUGGUGCACAUGUUGGUGCUGAUUCUAAACUUAUAGCCUAUAAACAAUGGCUACAUCUGAAAGAAAAGCUUGAAAAGUCUGGCAUUAGUUUAUAUGAAGAUGACAGUAAUCUCAUUGAUGAUAUUUGGAAUAUUCCUCAAGGACGUGCUCCAGAAUCAGUUUCUCAUAUUUAUAUACAUGAUUUAAAAUAUGCUGGAAGAACAUGGGAAGAAAAGAUUAAAGAUCUUCGAGAUACUUUUGAUCAAAAAAUGGUUGAUGGACUAGUGAUACCUACUUUAGAUGAGAUUUCAUGGUUAUUUAAUUUGAGAGGAAGUGAUGUUGUUUACACUCCAGUAUUUAAGGCAUAUGCAUUUGUGUCAAAAAAACAAAUAAGAUUAUAUGUUAAACCUCUUAAGAUGACUCCUGAAGUUGAAAAGCACUUGUGUCCACAAGUUAAUAAUGAAACUGAAUGUGUUCAGGUAAAAGAUUACAACAAAGCAUUUGAAGAUAUGGCAAAAUUAAUAACUGAAUACAAAAGGAUCUUAAUACCAUCAUCUUCAAGUUAUGCUGUUGUAAACUUAGUGCCAAAGGAAAAGAGGGAGUUGGAAGAUGGUCCAUCACCAGUAGCUUGUCUGAAAGUCAUUAAAAAUUCUGUUGAAGUCCUCGGGAUGAAAAAUGCAGCUUUAAAAGAUGCUGUUGCUAUUGUCGAUUUUAUGUCGAUGUUAGAGCAAGAAGUUAAAAAUGGUAAACACUGGGAUGAAAUGAAAGCUGCUAAAACUUUAUCAAGAUUUAGACGAGAACAGGAACUCAAUCAAGGUGAAAGUUUUCCUGCCAUAUCAGCAUUUGGACCAAAUGCUGCCAUAAUUCAUUACACACCGCAGUUGCUUACAAAUAGAAAUAUCAAUACAAAAAAUAUGUAUCUUUUGGAUUCAGGAGGCCAGUACCUAGAUGGAACUACGGAUAUUACACGUACAUUUCAUUUUGGAAAUCCUUCUGAAUUUGAAGUGGUAAUAUGAUACAUGUCAUUUGAAAUGUCUUAAGUAAACUUUUAAGAAGAAAUAUGUCAUUUUAUGGCAUUUCAUGUUAUUAAUUUCUAUUAUUUUAAUUCAUUUUUUGUAAUUUAUUACAAAUACUAUAACAUUCAAAAUGUGGAUACAUAUAUAUAUUGCUUUAAGCACCAGGUGUAGUGUAUUUAAAUGAAAUUUGUUUUUCAAAUAUAUUUAUUGUUUUAAAGAAAAUGUUCAGUUGUAUAAGUUGUAGAGUGAAUCCUAGCUCAUUUUGAGGUAGAAAUUGGAUUUGGAAUAAUAAAGAUAGUGCUCUAAUAGAAAGUUAGAUUUUUGUAAGACACGUUCUAUAAAAAAACAUAUUAAUGGUA